Messenger RNA from Heteronotia binoei (common prickly gecko), 2127 nucleotides. It is a transcript of the gene PRKCSH, whose product is annotated as protein kinase C substrate 80K-H. Gene Ontology annotation, biological process: N-glycan processing; liver development. Gene Ontology annotation, cellular component: glucosidase II complex. The record is from RefSeq and is a predicted model, not a curated record. Gene Ontology annotation, molecular function: calcium ion binding; protein binding. The transcript has 17 exons. Bases 31 to 1620 code for a protein of 529 amino acids. NCBI's taxonomy places the organism in Eukaryota, Metazoa, Chordata, Lepidosauria, Squamata, Gekkonidae.
UGCUGCUGCUGCUUCUCUUCUCCUUGGACCAUGCUGCUUCUGCCUCUGCUGCUCUCCUGUCUUGCUGGCCAGGCCUCUCCCGUGGAGGUGAAGAGACCCAGAGGUGUCUCCCUAACGAAUCACCACUUCUAUGACGAAUCCAAGCCCUUCACUUGCCUAGAUGGCUCUGCGACCAUAGCCUUUGACAGAGUCAAUGAUGACUACUGUGACUGCAGAGAUGGCUCUGAUGAGCCCGGGACUGCUGCCUGCCCCAGUGGGCGCUUCCACUGCUCCAAUGCCGGCUUCCGCCCUCAGUAUAUCCCCUCUUCCCGUGUCAAUGACGGGAUUUGCGAUUGCUGUGAUACAACCGAUGAAUACAACAGCGGUGUCGUCUGUGAAAACACUUGCAAAGAGAUGGGCCGGAAGGAGCGGGAGGCCCUGAAGCAGAUGGCUGAAGUGGCCAGAGAAGGCUUUGAACUCAAGAAGGCUCUCAUGGAGGAAGCAAGCAAGAGGAAGGAGGAGAAGCAGAGGAAGCUGUCUGAGCUGCAGGAAGGGAAGAAGUCUGUGGAGGAGAAAGUGGAGGCUCUGAGGUCGCUGAAGGAGGCUGCCGAGAAGCCAGAAAAGGAAGCCAAGGAUGCCCACCUGAAGGCCUGGGAGGCCCAGAAAGCAGCUGAACAGGCAGUGAAGGACCAGGCCAGAGCGGAAGAGGCCUUCCAGGAGCUUGAUGGUGAUGCAGAUGGCAUGGUGUCGGUCGCUGAGCUUCAGGCCCGUGCUGAACUAGACGUGGACGGUGAUGGGAUCAUGACGGAGUCCGAGGCCCAGGGUUUGCUGGGCGAUUCUUCUCAGGUGGACCUGGCCCAGUUCCAGAGCACUGUGUGGGCAGCCAUUAAGGAGAAGUACAAAGGAGAGAGUUUGGCUGAUGCCCAGCCCCCGCCCAAGACCCCCCUGGAAGAGGAGCCCGUCCCCCAGCCGGACACUCAUCAGGACCAGCUGCCUCCUGAGGAGGACUAUGAUGAAGAAGACGACGGAGAGGACGAAUCAGAUGAAGACGGCCUGGACGAGGAGGAGGCAAAGGUGGUUCCUCCAGUGGCACCACCAUCCAGCGACAAGGCAGCGGAGGAUGAAUCAGAAAAGAUGCCCCCUUACGAUGACGCCACACAAACUCUCAUUGACGCCGCCCAGAAGGCCCGGGAGCACUUCGAAGAGGCAGAGAAAUCCCUGAAAGAUACGGAGGAAUCCAUCAGGAGCCUGGAGAAAGAGAUCUCCUUUGAUUUUGGGCCUCGCGGGGAGUUCUCUUAUCUCUACGACCAGUGCUACGAGCUGACCACCAACGAGUACAUCUAUCGUCUCUGUCCCUUCAGCAGAGUAUCCCAGAAACCGAAGCACGGUGGCUCGGAGACCAGUUUGGGGACGUGGGGAUCUUGGGCCGGGCCAGAGGAUGACAAAUUCAGCAUCAUGAAAUAUGAGCACGGAAUGGGCUGUUGGCAGGGCCCCAGCCGCUCCACCACGGUGAAGCUCUCAUGUGGCAAGGAGACCUUGGUCACGGCCACCACGGAGCCCAGCCGCUGCGAGUACCUGAUGGAGUUUGUCACCCCCGCAGCCUGCCAUGAGCCAAAAGACGUCCUCCACGACGAAUUCUGAGGGCAGAUCUGUGCGGGAGCCAUUGACUCAGAGGCCAAGUUCUCUUCCAUCCGUUUGCAAGGAGCAUCGAAGAGCCUUUGUCCUGUCCACCCCCCUUCCACUAGGACCCUGCUCUCUCUUCUCUGCGGUCAGGAGUCCUCUGCCCAGAUGGACCUCGCGGUGUUCCAGCAUCUGUCUUUUGUCCUGUCCAAUUGUGGGACUUGUGUCUGUUUUAACCCCGCCUCCAUGGCACAGCUGGCCUGGAUCCUACGGAACAGACGGGACCACCUGGCUGCCCCCCCCACCCCGUCUUUUGUUUCCUCCACUGCCUUUUCUCUUGGAGGAGGGUCGUGGGGUCUGCUGGGAUUCCUGCUCCACCCUGGGGGGCUUCCACCCACCCACCCCCCAAAGCCAAGGACCCGCGUGCAGCUCACCUCCUGCACUCCCCGCCGCACCCAGGACUUCUCUGCUCUUUGGCGUCUAAGGCGGAUCGAGACAUUCCCUUCCAAUAAAGAGGCAAUACUCCUG